Molecule: messenger RNA, 580 nt
Organism: Symbiodinium pilosum
Lineage: Eukaryota; Dinophyceae; Suessiales; Symbiodiniaceae
Source: the annotation of a GenBank genome assembly
GUACGACUCCACCACAGACCCGGCAAACGUACUUUCCGAGAUUGUGGAGGCAGGCCUUUCCAACGAGGACGUCUUGGGACGUGCAGUAGUGAUCCACGAUGUGACCGGUGCGCGCAUCGCAUGUGGCAUCAUUGAGCCCUCCACCACCACGGUCUUCGAGGAAUUCCCUGGCUACAACGGGGAUUUGCCUGUGACAUCUGGUGGGGUGCAGGUGUUGUCCGACGAUGGCGACGGCACCCAGACGCUCAGCUGGAUCUUCACUCAGGGCGUAGACCCGCGGUGCACCUCAGCCGGUCCGGCGGCCAACAGCUGCAGUGUCCAAAUCUUUGAUGGCACGAGCCCCGACGCACCCGGCAACCCUUACUGGAACCAGGGCGACAUCCCCCAGAACCCUUGGCCGCAGGUGCGUUAUGUGAUUCAAGGUUCCCUCCCAACGGCAGUGAAUGACAUCGAGGUGACGACCGGCCUUACCUCCGCGGACCUCGAUGGUCGUGUUGUGGUGGUCUACGACUAUGACGGCGUCCCGGUUGGCAUCGCCAUCAUCGAGCUGCCAGAGGACGUUCCUGAGCCGGCGGAGGGU